Molecule: messenger RNA, 2107 nt
Organism: Symbiodinium pilosum
Lineage: Eukaryota; Dinophyceae; Suessiales; Symbiodiniaceae
Source: the annotation of a GenBank genome assembly
GGGCACACUCUACGGCAAGGGCAUUUACUUCGCGGAGUGCGUGACGAAGGCAGAUGAGUACAGCGAGGAGGAUGCCGAUGGCUACUGCUGGAUGCUCCUUUGCCGAGCAGCUCUGGGCAAGGUCAUGACCUGCAAGGACAAGAAGCCAGCGGCAGACAUUCUUGAUCAGUGCAAGGCCGGCAGCUAUGACUCUCUGAUUGGAGAUCGCUGGGCGGCCGUUGGCACGUUCCGUGAAUUCAUCCUCUACGACUCGGAUCAGGUCUAUCCAGCCUUCAUCCUUCGAUACAAACGGUGGAGUGAGGCCGCCUUCUGCCGGAGCAUCCGAGAGACAGCCGAGAGCGGCGACUCGCAAGCCGGUGACCUCUACCCGCACGCAGCAAUUCUGGCUGAAGAGCAUCCGGAUUCGACCGUGAGGUAUCGGUUGUCACUGCUCAUGGAUGCGCACGCCGAGAACGUGGUGCCUGUUCUGAGCGAGGCGUUGAAGGAUCCCCGGCGACGCGUACGUCUCAAUGCGACGAAGGCCUUGAUGAAUAUGGCUGGCCAAACCAGCUCGGUGGAAGCUUUGCCUGAUGGCUCUCGUUACCGACGCCACCGCGAAGGGAUCCACGUGGUGGUGAGUGCGGUUCCCGCGUUGACGACGUGCCUUACAGACACCGACAGCUUCAUUCGACGAGCUGCUGCGCGUGCACUGGAGAGGCUGGGUGAGCACGCCGCCCCGGCCGUGCCUUCGCUAAUCGUGAGCCUUCGGGACCGUGAGGAGGAGGUGCGAGCUGCUGUCGCAACGGCACUCGGUCAGCUGGGUCGAGCUGCCGCUGAGGCUUUGCCGGCUUUGCUACAAGCGUCGUGUGACAAUGAGGAGCGAGUACGAGUAGCCGCCAUCUCCUCUUUGGGCUAUUUGGGCGUCAACUCCGCAGCAGUUCUGGAGGUGCUGACAGAUGCUUUGGAGGAUCCCAGUUCUGAGAUCAAGAGCGCAGCCGCUGCGGCGCUGGGCAUGUUGAGUGCAACAACUGCCACGGAUGCGCUGGCCGCCUGCUUGUCGGACAGCCAGAGCCAUGUUCGAGCAGCCGCGGCCAAAGCGAUAGGCCAGAUUGGCGGUAAGAGCGCUUCGACCGCCGUGCCAAAGCUGCUGGAGACCUUAAAAGAUCCGGAUCACGUCGUUCGGCGUUGCUCCGCCGUCUCGCUGGGGCGGAUUGGGACCUUCGCAGCUCCAGCUGCAGCGCAUUUGGCGGAUGCCAUGCGGGAUGCGCAUGCUCAGGUUCGAGAGGCUGCAGCAGUAUCCAUCAGCCGGCUGGGCGUCACGGAGAAGAUUGCACACAAUGUCUGCAUUCAGUGCCUGGUGAAGCGCGGCCUCACCGACACAUCCAGUGAUGUGAGGCAAGCUGCGGCGGAGUCACUCCUGGAUUUGGCCCGAACAGAGCAGCUGGGGGUCCAGCGAGCCUGUGUGCGGGAGGCCAUGACCACCCGCAUGAAAGACGACAAUGCAAAAGUGCGCGCCACUGCGUCGACUUGCCUUAACAUGCUCAACCUCCAAGAGGAUGCCAUGCAAAAGGCAAGGCAAAGGCAGCGGCAGAAGGAACCAGCGGAGGAUGACGACGAGAUCCUCCGGGAUGGCGUGCCCCGGCUUGGCCUUGAGUCUGGGAAAUGCCUUUGUGUCCCUUCAUCUGAGGCCCUGGAGCUGGAGGAUAUCGCUAGACUUGUGUGCCAGUCCCUUCCAGAAUGCGAGUUCUGGGUUUGGGGCCAGGAGGAGGGUGAGCAAAAGUGCUGGUUCAGACUCGGUGAUGACGGCCGUGAAGCCGGUGAAGGCUGGAUAAGUGGUGGCAGAGCGUGCCACCCGCCUGGGCAGCAGGCCAUCGUCAUGGGCAACGUGGAAUGCUGGAUAGAUGGAUUUAACUACGACACCUGCUGCGACCCCAAGUUUGGGCCAAGUGGCAACGCUCAAUGUUGGGACGGUGUCUUCAACUACGACAGAUGUUGCUUCCCGAAGGACGGGGCUUUAUUAUUCAUGCUCCCACAGCAAAGGCCAGCUAGAGCGGGAAUUUCUGGAAAUUGUGGAGCCUUCUUUAGUGGUGGCAUCAGGGCCUUGACGUUGCACGAACGGAUGCCCUGA